UUUUCAUUCUUUUUUUAUUUUAUUUCGGUAACAUGUUCAGUGAAAUGCCAAGGCAAUUUCUGGGAAGAAAAGGGGUAGUCUUUGUCAAAUUGGAAGCGAUUGGUUCGUUAGGUGCUCAUCAUUUACACUGUUGCAUCUAAAGUAGAAUUGAAAUCUAGAAUCAAAGCUGACUUACUUGUUCAGCAAAUCAUGGGCAACUGCAUCCAGAUCCAAGUACCCUGUGAGUCCCUUUACUCACCUUGCCAAAAUUAUCUUGGUGGAAAAGCAGGGUAUGUGUGGAAACUAGAAGAAAAUCUUCGCGCCUUGCAGAAUGCAUUGGACAGGUUAAUUGAAGAAAAGAACGAUGUGGAGAGGAGAGUUGACCUUGCCGAGCAACAACCCCAGAUGCGGAGGCUGGAUCAAGUAGAUGGUUGGCUCACAAGGGUGCAAGCUGUGCAAAAUGAAGUUGUCAAAUUGAUUGGGAAUAAAUCUGAAGAAAUUGACAAGUUAUGUCUUUGUGGCUUUUGUUCUAAGAGCUGCAAGUCAAGUUACAGGUUCGGGAAAUUAGUGGCUCAAAAUCUUGCUGUUGUUGAAGAAUUAAUGCAGGAGGGGAGGUUCGAAGAGGUAGCUGAAAGAGACCCAGAUGAUCCAGUGGAUGAAAAGCCUAAUGAGCCUAUUAUAGUGGGACAACAGUCCAUCCUUGAUAAGGUUUGGAAAUGUCUCAUGGAGGAAAAAGAUGCAGGAGUUAUUGGGCUCUAUGGUAUGGGCGGUGUUGGUAAAACAACACUAUUAACCCAAAUCAACAAUAUGUUCCUUGAUAGUGACAGUGAUUUCGAUCAUGUGAUAUGGGCUGUGGUGUCCAAGGAGCUACAAAUUGAGAGGAUUCAGGAGAAGAUAGGAGACAAGAUAGGCUUGCUAAACGAGUCAUGGAAGACUAAAAGUUCAGAAGAAAAAGCUUCAGACAUCUUCAAGAAUUUGGGUAGGAAAAGAUUUGUAUUACUAUUGGAUGAUAUAUGGGAGCGGGUUGAUUUAAAGCAAGUUGGUGUCCCACUUCCAAACAUUAGAAAUGCAUCCAAGGUUGUCUUUACCACCCGUUUUAUUGAUGUUUGUAGCCAGAUGGAUGUAAACCGAAAAUUUAAGGUAGAGUGCUUGCGACAUGACGAAGCCUGGACUUUGUUUCAAAGUAAGGUAGGAGAAGACACUCUUAACAGUCAUCCUGAAAUUCCUGAACUCGCUGAAAUUCUAAUUGAAGAAUGUGAUGGCUUGCCAUUAGCUCUCAUUACCAUAGGCCGGGCUAUGGCACCUAAGAAGACACCUGAAGAGUGGAAAUUUGCAAUUGAGGUCUUGAGGGAAUCAUCUUUUAAGUUUCCGGGUAUGCAAGAUAAUGUGUAUAGACUUUUAAAGUUUAGUUAUGAUAGUUUAGCUAAUGAGACAAUUAGAUCUUGUCUCUUAUAUUCAAGUUUAUUUCCUGAGGAUUAUAGAAUUUCUAAAAGAGACCUAAUUGAUCAAUGGGUUGGGGAGGGAUUUUUGGAAGACAAAAGUGGAGUACAAAAUGAAGGAUAUUACAUUAUUGGCAUUCUUCUUGAAGCAUGUUUGUUGGAAGAAGCAGAAGGCAAUUGUAUAAAAAUGCAUGAUGUUAUUCGUGACAUGGCUCUGUGGAUAGCAAGAGAUAUUGAGAAGGAGAAGGAAGGUUAUUUUGUUUGUGCAGGUGCAGGCUUGACCGAAGUACCACAUGUUGAAGAUUGGAACACAGUGAAGAGGUUGUCCAUGAUGGAAAAUCAAAUUGAGGUUCUGUUAGAGAGCCCUACUUGCCCUAAUCUCCUAACUUUAUUUCUUAAUAGUAAUCGGCUAAAGCUGAUUCAUGAUGAUUUCUUCCAAGUUAUGCCGUGUCUCAAAGUUCUUAACCUGUCAGACAACCUCUCCUUAACCAAAUUACCUUCUGAAAUUUCAAAAUUGAGUUCUCUCCAACACCUUGAUCUAUCAAAGACUGCCAUAGAAGAAUUGCCAAAAGAGUUGGAGGUCAUGGUGAGACUUAAAUGUUUGAACUUGGAGCAUACAUCUCGACUUUAUAAAAUUCCGCGACAGUUGAUUUCUAAGUUCUUAAUGUUGAAUGUGUUAAGAAUGUUGGAUUGUGGUUCUUCAAGUGAAGUCCCAGAAGAGAGUGUUCUAUUCAACAAUAGUGAGCUUUUGAUAGAUGAAUUGAUUUGUUUGAAAUCCUUAAAUUUGUUGAACAUCAGUUUAAAAAGUUCAGAAGUUCUACAAAAGUUUUUGAGCUCUCAAAGAUUGCUAAACUCAGCACAAUCUCUAUGCCUUCAAUUCCUUGGUCGUUCAAAGUCGCUCAAAGUUUUGUCAACAGAUAUGAAGUAUCUUGACAAAUUGAAAAUCAUGGAUUGUAAAUAUUUGGAAGAACUGAAGAUUGAUUGUGUAAGAAGAGUACAGAGAACAAGAAGACCUUUCGGAUUUGAAAGCCUUCAUGUGGUUGAAAUAAGCUCCUGCUCAAGAUUGAAGGACCUAACAUGGUUUAUCCUUGCUCCAAAACUCAACCGUAUUGUAGUGUCACAUUGUGCCGGCCUGGAAGAAAUUAUCAAUGCAAGGAAGUUGGGUGAAUUUCCAGAGAUGACUGGGAAUCUAAUCCCUUUUAGAAUACUGCAAUUCCUGGAACUGCAACAUCUUCCAAAUUUGCAGAGCAUCUAUCGCACUGCAUUGCCCUUGUUGCACCUGAAAGAAAUGUAUGUAUAUGAAUGUCCAAAGCUUAAGAAACUUCCACUUGAUUCCAACAGCACAAAAGAAGGUACAGUCUUGAUCAAAGGACAGAAACAAUGGUGGGACGAGCUGCAAUGGGAAGAUCAAGCCACUCAAAGCGCUUUUCGUCCGUGUUUCAAAAGUUGUUGGUGACAAUUUUUGUUGUUUGGUGUAACUUGUGAGUGUCUUUUUUUACAUAGAGGCAUUUGUCAUUUGUAUUUUUUGGUUGCUUGUUUGUAGCACCUGUCUCUAGCUUUGACGGUUUUAUGUACCAGUUUGAUUAUCCCUGAGGACUGAACCUGGAUUCUUUGUAUCUGGUAUUAGAUUUACUGGUGUGUUUGCUUCUUAAUUGUUUGACAUUACUUUCUUCAUGAAUUUGAUUCAAAUUUUAUCAGUUUCUUUUUUCA
This is a messenger RNA of Mangifera indica (mango), 3128 nucleotides long. Its product is annotated as disease resistance protein RPS5-like. The transcript has a single exon. Gene Ontology annotation, molecular function: ADP binding; protein binding. Lineage: Eukaryota; Viridiplantae; Streptophyta; Magnoliopsida; Sapindales; Anacardiaceae. The record is from RefSeq and is a predicted model, not a curated record. The coding region runs from base 190 to 2874 and encodes 894 amino acids.